Xiphophorus couchianus (Monterrey platyfish) is the source of this 4455-nucleotide messenger RNA. It is a transcript of the gene limk2, whose product is annotated as LIM domain kinase 2. Bases 182 to 2236 code for a protein of 684 amino acids. Gene Ontology annotation, cellular component: nucleus; cytoplasm. NCBI's taxonomy places the organism in Eukaryota, Metazoa, Chordata, Actinopteri, Cyprinodontiformes, Poeciliidae. Gene Ontology annotation, biological process: actin cytoskeleton organization; protein phosphorylation. The transcript is spliced from 16 exons. Gene Ontology annotation, molecular function: ATP binding; protein serine/threonine kinase activity; protein binding. The record is from RefSeq and is a predicted model, not a curated record.
UACAGGAAUGUGGCGACCGCAUUACGUCACUUGUCCUGCCAGCAAGCGAGAGAAGCAGCUCCGUCCACCAGGAAUUUGGUCUUUGUAUUUGUGCGUAGCUUUAAAGGGGGGGAAUUAGUGAUUUUCCUGCUGAUAUAUUCAGAGCUGAGUGGAGGUCUGGGAUGUAAACGAGAGGCGGCUCAUGACAGCUCCGCUGCUGCAGAAUGAGAAGCUUGUAGAAGGAGCACAAAUCUCGACGACGCUCUCGGUAGAGUCGAUGGAGGAACCAGAAAAUAAUUGUUACUGUGCGGGCUGUGGAGGAAAAAUUCAAGACUCAUUCCAGAUGAAGGUCCUCCAGGAUACCUGGCACAACGCCUGCUUUCAAUGCUCCGUCUGCUCUGACAACCUCACUAACUGGUACUUUGAGAAGGAUGGCAAGCUGUACUGUCAGAAACACUACUGGGAGAAGUUUGGGGAGCUCUGUCACGGCUGUUCGCUGCUCAUGACAGGACCUGCCAUGGUGGCUGGAGAACACAAGUACCACCCCGAGUGUUUUGUGUGUCUGAGCUGCAAGGUCGUCAUUGAGGACCGGGACACAUACGCCUUAGUCGAGAGGUCCAAACUCUAUUGUGGAAAGUGCUACAAGCAGGUAGUCCUCACCCCCAUGUUGGAGAAACGCUCACACGACUCGAUAUUAGACUCCCUGCCGCACACAGUGACGCUCAUCUCGAUGCCGUCGGCAGCUAACGGGAAGAGGGGUUUCUCUGUGUCCGUACUGAGGGACGUGAACGGCUCGGCUAGCGUUCAAGUCAAAGAGGUCAGAGGGAUGCUCAUCAGUCCGGAGGUGCGAAGUGCUAUCCACGUUGGAGACAGAAUCCUGGAGAUCAAUGGACUUCCUGUUGGGACGCUGAUGGAGAAGGAGGUGUACGAUCUGAUCCACCGCACCAGUCACACGCUGCAGCUACUGAUAGAGUACGACCCAGUGAGGCAGCGUCUAGAUCGGCUCCGUCUGGGCUCGCCUAGGAACCAGAUGGGCGUCCCGGCCACGUCCCGCAUGCGUCUGUCCUCGCCGUCCGACACAGUCCUCGAGAGGACAGACGAAGUUGACGAUGGCAUGCUGAAAAGGAGAUCUAUGAAGCGCAGUAACAGCAUAUGCAAGUCCCCGAACUCCCUAAAAGAGACGCCGAUAAUCACGAGAGACAUCGGUCGCUCUGAAUCCCUCAGGUCCUCCAGCAGCUGCUCUCAUCGCAUUUUCCGACCCUGUGAUCUUAUCCACGGAGAAGUCCUAGGGAAGGGCUUUUUUGGACAGGCCAUCAAGGUGACUCACAAAGCCACUGGGGAGGUGAUGGUGAUGAAGGAGCUGAUCCGUUGUGAUGAGGAGACGCAGAAAACUUUUCUAAAGGAGGUCAAGGUAAUGAGAAGCCUCGACCAUCCACACGUACUGAGGUUCAUUGGUGUGCUGUACAAAGACAAGAGGCUGAAUCUGAUCACAGAGUUUAUUGAAGGAGGAACGCUGAAGGACUUCAUUAGAGACAUGGACAUUUUUCCUUGGCAACAAAGAGUCAGUUUUGCAAAGAGCAUCGCCUCUGGCAUGGCUUACCUUCAUUCAAUGAGCAUCAUCCACAGAGAUCUCAACUCUCACAACUGCCUGGUUAAACUGGACAACACUGUAGUGGUUGCUGAUUUCGGUCUGUCCCGGCUCAUCGUAGAGGAGAAAGUUAAACCUCCUCCAGAGAAACCUUCAACCAAGAAGAGGGUGUUGAGGCGCAUUGACCGAAAGAAGCGGUAUACUGUUGUUGGAAACCCUUACUGGAUGGCUCCAGAAAUGCUAAAUGGUAAACGCUACGACGAAAAGGUGGAUAUUUUCUCAUUUGGAAUCGUUCUUUGUGAGAUUAUUGGAAAAGUGUACGCAGACCCUGAGUGCCUCCCCAGGACGCUGGACUUUGGCCUGAAUGUUGGCAAGUUUGUGGAGAAGUUUCUCCCUGAAGACUGUCCUCCAGCUUUCUUUCCCCUGGCUGUGGCCUGCUGUGACCUCACACCAGACAACCGUCCAUCUUUCCAGAAGCUGGAAGACUGGUUUGAUGCCCUCUCACUUUACCUGGAACUGAGAAUCCCUCUGCCAGCUGAACUGGACGAACUCCAUCAGAAUCUGAGUCAACUCUACUGGCCUAAGGAUCCGGUCCAGAGCUCAGAGGAGCCAGCCACCCCAACAGCAGCCUCUCCAGACUGCACCAGCAUGACGGACAAUGGCACCUAGGAUUUGUGCCUUUUUGACAUGUAGCUCACUCAUUCACUCUCUGUGACGCCUCUUAACUACUGCACUAAUUCUGUGGUGGGGGCGGGGGGGGAAUAGGUGGAAACGGUGUUGAAACCAAGCCAAGUUAGAACUGGAUAACCUGAGAUAGCUGGACCGGUUGUCCUGUUUUUUAGAACAUAACUCUGAGUGCCAGUGAACUGCAGUGAAAAUGAAGAGACACAUUUCAAAUUCCUAACUUUUGGUUGCUUAUUUUUGUUACUGUGUGUCUCCAUUUAACAACACAGAGCAAUAAUUAAUUUUAAAGUUCACUUAAUUGUAGCAACAUAGGGGGGAUCUGUCCCUGUGAACAGAGACCUUUUUUAGGCAUUUUCUGUCUUUUUGUGACAGUAGUUUUGUUUUUCUGGCUCUGAUGGUGCUCAGUGUGUUGGGAACACAAAUCCAUUCCACGCCUUAAAGAGGGAGUUGCCCAACCUCAGCAAAACAAAACAAAGUUCUUUUGACAGUCAAAUCACAGUGCAGGUGAGGAUUGUUGGCACAUGUGUUUACAAAUGUACUCUAGAAAAUGUGUACAAGUAGAGAGAAAAAGAAAAGUAGCUCAGGCAGUGUGGAAUAAUUUUUGGAAAGACUUCUCAAGACAAAAUUUCAACUGGAAACUUGAGUCAAAUUAGAAAACUUUUGAUUUUUUUUAAAAGUCUGCCCCUGAGAGUAAAGUUUUAUUGAAUAGACAUAAAACAACUAUAUAUCUUUCCAUUUAAACAUCAAAUUGUGUUUCAAAAUUGUGAGAGGUGGGGUGCUGUGGUGACGCAAGGGCAAAGCACGACCCACUUAUUGAGGCCUUAGUCCUUGUGGCGGUGGUCGCAGGUUCGAUUCCAGGCCUGGUGACAUUUGCUACAUGUCUACCCCAUCCUUCAUUACCCUCUUUCCUGUUGAACCACUUUCAAAUAAAGGCCACUAGAGCCAGCAAAACCUAUAAAAAAUGGUGAGACAUUGCCCACAGAAAGACACUUAUUAAUGUCUGAAAAGUGGUUGAUGUAACUUAGUCUGAGUUUCUUCACUUAGGCUAAAUGUAGAGGGGAAUCUGGGAUUAAAAAAGUCCACAUUUCAACAGACUUUUCUGGGUUAAAUAAAGACAAAGACUUGCUACACUCAAAUAGCCAUAAAAAGGUGUGCAUUGAUGCCCAGUGUUUAAAAAGAUAAUUAAAAGGAAGUAAGAACAGCAUUGAAAAUAUGUCUCUAACCUUCCAGCUGUGAGCAGUCAUUUAUUUCUAUUGCUCAUUUUAUGAGCACUCAUUAUUUAGGAACAGAGGUGAUGUCACAGUGUGUGUGUGUGUGUGUGUGUGUGUGUGUGUGCUUUUCUCCACUGAAUUUUAGAUCAAGAUCAGUUUCCAGUUUGGCAUUUACACAUGAGAACAUUAAAAACAUAUUAUAUGAACUCCUCACUUCUAAAAUUAAAAUCAGAAACCACUAAAAUCAUGUCUCUUUUAAACAUGCCAGUGACCUUGAGUCAGUUUUUACCAUAUGUGAACUUAUUUAAUGCUUAGAAAUCAUUUAUCAAAAUGGUGCCUACUAGUGUUUUAGUGCUUUCUUUCUAUUACAUGUAAACUUUUUUUGUUAGUUUUUAUUUAUUUUGGUUUUAUAUUUUUUUUCUCUUGACAUUUGACCAAGAUUUUGUAAUUUCACGGAACUGCAUGGCUUUCUUUUGAAGCAUCUUUCCCUAAGAUGUGUGGAUGCCUGCAACACUGACCUGCACUGUGUGUGAACUCUGAAGAUAAUACAAAACUAUUUUGCUGCAGAAAAGUCUGUACAUGUUGAGAUUUGUCAUAAGACGGCGAAGUUUCAUGUUUCUUCCAAACUUCACUGAUCUCGGUUUGUUUCUUUGUAGUCUAAUGAUUUCCACUAAUGUUUUAGAAUAAUGAAGACUUAAUUUUUGUCCUCUUUAACAAAUCAGGACAAAGGCUUCUGUCAGAUGUUAUGAAACAAACUCUUUGUAAAGUGGGGCUUGUGUUGAUUUUUCUUCUGAAAGAAGAAAUAAUGUGUAAUGUAAAUGUGUAUAUGUGAUACCUCUAAUUGGAUUUUGUAGAUUUUUCCGUUUUUUAUAUUAGACAUUUCGACAGCAUUUUGCUAUCACCAAGCAAGGUACUGAAGACCAGUUGUAACCACUUUUAUUUAUAUCUCUGUAGUGUUUCGUAAAUAAAACUUCUGAAUGUUGCUUUUUCAAA